Messenger RNA from Penicillium alfredii, 228 nucleotides. RefSeq lists its product as uncharacterized. The record is from RefSeq and is a predicted model, not a curated record. NCBI's taxonomy places the organism in Eukaryota, Fungi, Ascomycota, Eurotiomycetes, Eurotiales, Aspergillaceae. The transcript has a single exon. The coding region runs from base 1 to 228 and encodes 75 amino acids.
AUGAUUCCCCCCUCUUAUCCUCCCUUUAAUUCCUACAAUCCCGCGCUUGACGACACCGUUCUCAACGGGCUUGGACAACUUGGACACCGCGUCAGCAUGGUACUCAUCUGGCUUGUGCGUUCUCUGUUCCUCCACAUCUCCCUCGCCAAGGCGCAACUGACCCGACGACACAACAACGGACAGACGAUCAUGUUUAUCAUGUCUAUCACGUCCAUCGUGGAUCCCUAA